Penicillium paradoxum is the source of this 570-nucleotide messenger RNA. RefSeq names its product Aminotransferase class I/classII. The transcript has 2 exons. NCBI's taxonomy places the organism in Eukaryota, Fungi, Ascomycota, Eurotiomycetes, Eurotiales, Aspergillaceae. The record is from RefSeq and is a predicted model, not a curated record. Bases 1 to 570 code for a protein of 189 amino acids.
AUGGAGGCUCUUUUGCAGCAGUCUCGGGCUAUGUGUCCUUUCCUCAAGCGCACCUCCCCCACUACACUCCGCACUCUCUCCACUGCUACUCGUCCCAGCACGAGCCCCGGAGGCGGCACCAUGUCCAACCUGCAGACCAUUGCCCGCCGCUGCCCCGUCAUGAGCAAGGCUCUGGCCGUGCAGAGUGCUCGCCUCAGUGGCACUAAGCGCUUCACCUCGUGCGCCGCCGGAGUCGCCGGAAUUCAACCUUUGCGGGUUCCCACUGGCAAGCGGUCAUUGCACACCACCGGAGGCCACCCUGCCAGUAUUGCCUCUGGCGGUUAUGAGAAGAACGAGCGAGUGAACCCCAACUUGGCCAAUGCGCUUCGCUCGUCUCCGGCCGCUGCCCACGCUGCAGUCCGCGGUCCCCGUCCGGAAGCCCCUGCCAACGGCAAGUUCAACUACGAUGGAUUCUACGGCGAGGAAUUGGAGAAGAAGCACAAGGAUAAGUCCUACCGCUAUUUCAACAACAUCAACCGUCUCGCCAAGGAGUUCCCCCGGCCCACACUGCCUCUGCCGAGGAGCGCGUGA